CUGCUGCUGGUGAUGCGGGUCCCCCCUCCUCCCGCUGACGCAGGUCGCUCCGCUCUGCGCUCCUACUGGUCCGCGGAGCGGCAGCGGCGGCUCCGAGCGGCGAUGGAGACGUAAACGCGGAUGCAGCGGCGGCGGGGAGCAGCGAGAGGAUGCGGAGCCGCGUUUAGCCCGUGACCGCCGCAGCUACACCUGCCGUGGAUGACCGUCCUGAUGGGUUGUGGAGGGAGUCGGGCGGACGCGAUCAUCGAGCCGCGGUAUCAUGAGAGCUGGACCAGGGAGACGGAAUCGACGUGGCUCACCAACACGGACGUGGAGACCCCUCUCCCCGUAGCAAACGGUAAAGCUGCGGAGAGCAGCCUGAGGGAGAAGAGGAUGGUGAACACGGGCACCCAGUGUGGGAAGCAGGCCGUCACCUCCAGCGGCUCCGGCCACCAGCGGAGACCCAGACGCUCCCUGACUGAUCAAAGCGCCCGCGACUCUAAGAGGAGGCCGUCGAAGGAAGCCGGCGGUUUGUCCAAGGACGCCGGCGCCGGUGGGGACGUCGAGCCCGGCAGCGCGUGCCACGAGAGAUGAAGCAGCAGAAGAAGACGGAGACUCUGUGAUGAGGGAUAUUUGGAGCUGCUGUCCACCAGAAGCUGCGGUGGGGAUUUCCUACGUUUGCCACCGACGCUGCAGGAUCGCGGCUGUGGAUCUUGGUACUGUGCAACAUAAGCGCCUGCACAUGUCUGUGAGAAAAUACGGAGAGGCUGCGUCUUUGUCAUUGCCAAUGCAUGCGUGAAGCGGGGAGUUCACACUCUCCCCUGAGCUUUUCUCUCAUGCUUUUGGUGCUGGUCAGGAAAUGUGUCACUGUGUUAAGGCAACUUUGUGGAAAACAACAACAGACUGCACGCGAUGAUCACAGACUGCACAGCCAGUGGUUUUUGUCAUGUGGGGACGUCCUGCAGCAUUUGCUUCGGUUCCUUGAGCGACUACUUUCCUCUGGUUGUGAAUGAAAGCGUUGGAGCUUUAAACGUGGGGGCUGAGCACAGCUUUUGUCCAGCCUCUGCAAGACAGACAAACACCUGCAUGUGCCUACGAUUCACAGUGAUUCGAGCUGCUCCUUUGUUCAAUUUGACAGGUUCUGUUAAACUUUAAUGAGUGUUAUACAGUUUAUUCUCAGUUCUCUGACCUUUUCUGUUGUAUUAUAUGAUGUAAGACGUUAUUAUUUACUACGGUGCUUUGUAACAAUGUGUUGUGUGCAGCUUGCACUGACUGCAUGUAUAAAUCAAUCCCCCGUUGAGCAUCGAGUCUGUGCCAGAACAUAUAUUUUGUAUUUCCACUACAUGUGAAAAUGGAAAACUGCAGUAGACACAGCUGGUGAUUCAGGAGGGUUGAUUAUCGGUCGUAGUAGGUUUCACACACGAAUUAUGAUAUUUUUCUUAUUUGUAUUAUAUUUGCUGUUGCUUCAUCACAGCAUGCUUCAUACAAUACAGUUUCUUUAUCUUGAACAUGUGAA
Messenger RNA from Betta splendens (Siamese fighting fish), 1495 nucleotides. Its product is annotated as brain and acute leukemia cytoplasmic protein. The coding region runs from base 199 to 573 and encodes 124 amino acids. The transcript is spliced from 3 exons. Lineage: Eukaryota; Metazoa; Chordata; Actinopteri; Anabantiformes; Osphronemidae. Gene Ontology annotation, cellular component: cytoplasm. The record is from RefSeq and is a predicted model, not a curated record.